Molecule: messenger RNA, 2623 nt
Organism: Silurus meridionalis
Lineage: Eukaryota; Metazoa; Chordata; Actinopteri; Siluriformes; Siluridae
Gene: entpd5a
Product: ectonucleoside triphosphate diphosphohydrolase 5a
Exons: 13
Coding region: 1-1353 (450 amino acids)
Biological process (GO): nucleoside diphosphate catabolic process
Cellular component (GO): membrane
Molecular function (GO): GDP phosphatase activity; UDP phosphatase activity
Source: RefSeq, a predicted model, not a curated record
AUGCCACAGCAGAUGUUUCUUCUGUCAGUGGUGUCCAUGUGGCUUUUGGCUGGGUACUUCCUAGCUGAAGCAACAUACUAUAGCCACCCCUUGUACAACCGGCAUUUGUACAAUUACCGCCACCGCAUAUAUAACCAUCAGGCCAGCAUGGACAAUCAACUGCCUCCAGAUGAACCAACAGAGGUAGAAGUGCCACCGCCUCGCACCUUCCAUGGAAUCAUGUUUGAUGCUGGCAGCACCGGCACCCGCAUCCACAUCUACAAGUUCAUUCAGAAAGACCCAGCUGGGCUGCCGGUGCUUGACAGUGAAAUGUACAAUGCAGUGAAACCUGGACUGUCAGCAUAUGGAGAAAAUAUUGAAGAGGGAGCAGAGACCAUCAGACAGCUGCUGAAAGUGGCUAAAAAGACAAUUCCCAAGGAGGAAUGGUGGCAAACUCCUGUCUUACUGAAAGCCACUGCUGGUCUGCGGAUGAUGCAGAAGGAAAAAGCCCAAGCUCUGUUGGACGAGGUGAAACACGUGUUUGAUGAAUCUCCUUUCUAUGUGCCAGGCAACAGUGUUAGCCUUAUGAAUGGUACAAAUGAAGGUGUGCUGGCGUGGGUUACAGUGAAUUUCCUGACAGGUCACUUGUACGCCAAUACCAGAAAAACUGUAGGUAUCUUGGAUCUGGGUGGAGGUUCAACCCAGAUCACAUUCCUCCCAAGAUCAAAGAAAACUGUGGAGAAUGCACCUCAUGAAUACAUUGCACGCCUCAACAUGUUCAACACAACUUAUGAGCUUUACACCCACAGUUACCUUGGAAAUGGACUUUUUGCAUCCCGACUUGCAACUCUUGGUGCACUUGGAGCAGAUGGUCUUGAUUACAAGGUUUUCACAAGUUCUUGCUUACCGAAAAAGUACAGGGAGGACUUGACCUUUGGUGGCAUCACCUACAAAGUCAGCGGAAUGGCAGAUGGGUAUGCAGGAUAUAAACUGUGCUACCAUGAGGUGCUGCGUGUGGUAAAAGGGAUCAUACACCAGCCCUAUGAAGUCAAAGGAAACAGCGUCUUCUAUGCCUUCUCUUAUUACUAUGACAGAGCUGUGGACUCUGGCCUUAUUGAUGGCUCCAGAGGCGGUGUUGUGGAGGUCAGAGAUUUCAAGAAGAGAGCCAAGGAAGUUUGCAACAAGAUGACUAAAUACCGCCCUAUCAGCCCUUUCCUGUGCAUGGAUAUGACCUACAUCACUGUUCUUCUGAAAGAGGGAUUUGGCUUCAAGGACAACACUGUUUUGCAGCUUACUAAAAAGGUGAACAAUGUUGAAACAAGCUGGGCCUUGGGGGCCACUUUCGAUUACUUUAACAACCUGAACAUUCACUAAAGCCUGCAGACUUUUUGGUGCCACUGGGUGGGUAAACACAGGGUCAGAGUGAGGAACCUCGCCUACGCCUCACACUCUUUACGGAGUUUCAAGCAGCCCUGCACUGCAGCUAUUCCCUCUCCUCCCUCCCUAGCAUUCAAACACCCGGAGUCAUUUCCGCAACCAAAUGACCUGAAUUACACUAAAAAUGUCCAGGCCAACCUCAUAUUCCUACUGUAUGCCUAACCCAGGAUUAGUUUAUUUCUGUAACUUGGGCGUUUCCUUUUUUUCUUUUUCUUUCCAGCUUUCGUCUCACCUGAGGCGUCUGCCUGUCUUUUUUGGCAGUCUUUUGGGUUUGUGAUGGGAAGUAAGAUUUAAUAUAACCAUUCACAGCUUUUUAAGAACCUCGCCUUGUGCUGUGUGCAGAACUUUUAUUUUUUGAAGUGGGGAAAAAUACAAUUUCAUUAUGGAAAUGAUUUAGAAUCCCCAGUAUGAAUAAUCAUCAGUAUAGUAAAUAUCUUUUGGUAACUGGCACUUGUGUAUUUACACAUUACUAAAAAAUAAAUGGGAUCAUACUGAAUUUUAAAACUACUAAAGCCUUUCAUAACACAAUUUAGUUGUAGCAGUUUGUUUUCUCUUGUCUAUGGUGGAAGUCAGGCCGAGAUGGAUGCAGGAGUAAAGUUGGCCAAGCGCAUGGAUGCUGAUGAUGUAUGAAUUUAUGUACGUGUGUAUUUAUGUAUGUCUGUAUGCUGAGAAGCUUUUACCUUUAAUAGGGAACUGGAACAUCUUGUGCUACAAGAGAUAUCUUGGAAAUGUAAGUACAAAGUUGAGAUAGCCAAAUUGUCAAAGCAUUACUAAUUUGUCUUCUCAUAUGAACUCAGGUGUUUUUUUUUUAACCUAAAUUACCCAGUCAUUAAGUGAUGUUAGAACACUGUCUGCAUUAGCCACAUUACAGGAACCCUUGCAAAUAACAUGAACACCUCUGUGGGAACAUGUAACAGAAAAAAAAAGUAUUUUGGCUCAAUGCACUUAAUAUGCAAACUAUCAUUUGUGAAUUAUUGUAUAAAUAUUUAUUACAUAUAGAUGUUACCUAGACGCACAACAGUGCAUAUUCAACUUUAUUGUUGUCAUAUUUGUAUAUUUUAUCUAGAACCAUUCAUACUUUUUACAUGCCUAUAUUUAUAUGCACAUUACCCAUGACUGUAUAUAACCAUCAAUAAAAUUAUUAGUAAUCAUGUAUUUUCUGACAAAAAUAACUGAUGUGAUUGUGUACAGGUUCUUUGAAAAAUGU